CUUUAGGGAGACAUCACGUUCUGGUUCUCUCUGCUAGCCGAAGGCUUGAGCUCUUUUGUAGGACUUUAAGGUCACUAAUGGAUGCUUGCAAACAACUUUUAUGGACCGUCCUAAAAUAGAAUGUGAAAACAAGCAGCUUAUGAUAUCACAGUCCUCUAGUUGUGUCCACUGCCUAAUUCUCUCAAGUGUUUUGCAAGCAGAAAGUGGAGUGAUUCAACACCUGUACUGCAGACCAUUCAUGAUGAUUUCGCCGUGGGACCGGUGGUACUCGACGAGUUGCUGCCUUUGCUGCCAUGUCCGGACCGGAACCAUUAUUUUGGGGAUUUGGUACAUGCUCAUCAACGCUGUGGUCUUACUCAUCCUGUUGUCGGCUCUCAAUGACCCCGUGCAGUACCGCUACCACCUCACCAGCUCUGAGCUGGGGACCGACAUCGACGUCAUGGACGACGCAAAUAUCUGCAUAGCAACCGCCAUAUCCCUCCUAAUGAUUCUUAUAUGUGGCAUGGCGACAUACGGCGCAUACAAGCAACACGCCGCCUGGAUCAUUCCGUUCUUCUGCUAUCAAAUCUUUGACUUUGCCCUUAACACCCUGGUAGCCGUCAGCGUGGUGGUGUACCCCAACACGGUGCAGGACUACCUCCAGCAGCUGCCGGGGACUUUCCCUUACAAAGAGGACAUCAUGUCCACCAAUAAUAUGUGCCUCGUCUUUGUAGUCCUUCUCUUCAUUGGCUGCAUCCUCUCCUUCAAGGCCUACCUGAUAGGCUGCGUGUGGAACUGCUACAGAUACGUGAGCGGCAGAGGCACCACCGAGGUCCUUGUUUACGUCACUACGAACGACACCACGAUGAUGUGGUCCUGAUGGCUUCAUCUGGCCAGGAUCUUCAGCUCUCGCUGGAUCGAUUCGCAGCUGAGUGUGAAGCGACUGGGAUGAGAAUCAGCACCUCCAAGUCUGAGUCCAUGGUUCUUGCCCGGAAAAGGGUGGAGUGCCAUCUCCGGGUUGCGGAGGAUACCCUGCCCCAAAUGGAGGAGUUCAAGUACCUCGGAGUCUUGUUCACCAGUGUGGGAAGAGUGGAUCGUGAGAUCGACAGCCGGAUCGGUGCGGCGUCUUCAGUAUUGAUCCGUUGUGGUGAAGAAGGAGCUGAGCCGGAAGGCAAAGCUCUCAAUUUACCGGUCGAUCUACGCUCCCAUCCUCACCUAUGGUCAUGAGCUUUGGGUUGUGACCGAAAGGACAAGAUCACGGGUACUAGCGGCCGAAAUGAGUUUCCUCUGCCGGGUGGCAGGGCUCUCCCUUAGAGAUAGGGUGAGAAGCUCUGUCAUCCGAGGGGAGCUCAAAGUAAAGCCGCUUCCUCCACAUCGAGAGGAGCCAGAUGAGGUGGUUCGGGCAUCUGGUCAGGAUGCCACCCGAUCGCCUCCCUAGGGAGGUGUUUAGGUAGGAGGCCACGGGGAAGACCCAGGACACGUUGGGAAGACUAUGUCUCCCGGCUGGCCUGGGAACGCCUCGGGAACCCCCGGGAAGAGCUGGACGAAGUGGCUGGGGAGAGGGAAGUCUGGGCUUCCCUGCUUAGGCUGCUGCCCCCGCGACCCGGCCUCGGAUAAGCGGAAGAAGAUGGAUAUAAAAAUAUACAAACAAUUAUUUAUAUUUAAUUGUAUUUGGAUUUAAUUUUUAUUUGGAUUCACUUUUCGGGUUCAUAAUUCUUAUAUGUAGUCGUUCAAACUUACACACACCAAGUACUCACAUUUUUACAAAGUAUUCAUUUUUAUUGUUGUUUUAUUUAUAUUUUUUUAUAACCGUUAAUACAUUUCAUUCCAAUUUAAUAUUUGUGUAUUUUUUCUAUAUUGUUAAAAUGUUAGACAUUUUUAGGUAGGGAAAAAUCCAAACUGAUGUCACUGCCAAAGCAUGGAAAUAUGGGACUGCCUUAUGGAAUGUUUACAAUGAAAACAAAAAAAAUGUAAUACAAUAUUUCAAAAUAAUUCCCACCGAUCGACUAAUAUAUGUGUAAAAAGCAGAAAACAAGUACAACAAAUGUAAGAAUAAGCUAACGAACAUACUACGAACAUGUAGAAAAGAAUGUUACAGUCAAUUAUUUGACAAGAGCAAAAACAACAUGAGAACAACAUGGGGCAUACUAAAUAGUAUCAUUAAAAAUGGUGCUAAAAAGACCACCACAGUACUUUCUAGACAGAAAUAUACAAAAUUACAACAUGGACGAAGUAGCUGAACGCUUGUAAAUAUUGGAAUCAAUCUUGAACAAAGGAUUCCAGAUGUAGAUGAUGGAUCAGUUAAGAUUUGAAUGAAAGCAUAGACAGCAAUCUCAACUCAAUAUUUUAACUAACUAUUCUAACUAACUAACUAAUUUACUCUGAUCCACAUCUUAUCCUAUAACCCACACUACUGAUUGUUCCUUACCAAAACGAACAAUAACGAGACAGUCUUUUAAACGGUUAUUUGAUAGGAACAUCUCCUAAAGAUCCGUCUCUCUCUCUCUGUGUGGUAUAUAGUUACUAGUUUUCCCGAGGGGAUUUAAAUUCAUAAAGACAUUUUUCAAGUAAUGUAUAUAUGUAUUUUUAUUUCUGACAAUACUUACUUUUUGGUCAAUUUGUGCACAAAAAGAGACAAACAUACAAUGAACCAAGAUCAGACCCCUGUGGUACUCCACUGAAUACCAUAACUUGCUGACAUUUAGUGUUGUGACAAACGUCAGUCCGUGCCAACCUUGAAAAGAGACGUUUCUGCUGUUUGCCGAUGAGGCCGACAGCACAAGGUUCAUUGUCACUCUCAGUAAGUCAGUCAGCUUUAAUGCAGGGAGGCACGGUACUAGUGAUAUUAAACAUGGCAGCCGAGUGUGCUCAGCAUCUCUCUCCCGAAAUAAUUUAUUGGGAGUCGGGCGUUACCUUGGAUGUGAGAACAGUGGGAGACAGAUAAACGCUCACCUACUUUGUCAGGAAGCACAAGUUGGCCACAAGCGGUGUAUUUUUUCAUGUUGGACACCGAGACAUGGACAAAAACAUCAAGACAUGCAAAUUCAUAAAGUAUUAUCAAAUUGCUAAAUAAUGUUAAUAAGUGUUUGCAAAUUAAUUAAAAAGAUAUACUAAUCUUGUCAAAUACUAAUAUAUCGAUAAAUAUAAUUUAAUAAAUGCAUACAUAUGCAAGGGACAAGUGGACGCUGAAAGGCCCAAAAAAAAAACCAGAAAAAAAGGAGGUAUGUUAUUUUUUAGAUAAUAAUUCAACCUUGGUGUCUUUAGUGUAAAUCGGUUUCCUUGUAUUUAGGCAAAAGUGUGUGCCUGAAUGAGACCGAGUAUCUUCCAUCCUAUCUUAAUUAAGCUGACACUUUAAAUGUGCUGCUGCUUUUUGGGGCAUGGUUGCCGCACGUGAGCACAUCAACAAGGGACCAUUUCCCUCCCGUCUAAUUGGGAAGCAAGAAUAAAGGGGCUUAGGGAUGCAGCCAAUGGGAAAAAGUGGGCCAAAGCAUUUGAUGGGCAUGGAUUAUGUCUGCAAUGAUGUUUGAUAGAAAAUCCCAAUUCCAGAAAAGUGGGACAUUAACAUGUUUGAACUAAGAAUUAUGACAAAGGGACGCACAAAAGGGAGAUAAUUAACAAUGUAAUGCUUAUUACAGGUGUAAAAAAAAGUUUAGAAUUAUGUCAGGGACUCUAUUGGAUGCAAGUAAUGACUCUGCCAGAAAAGGAAACUUCUGUUAGAGUUAGAACUUGUAAGAUUGGCAAAAACUUCAUGCAAACAAACAAGCGCACUAAGCUUUUUAAUGGCUUUAAGAGAGCCUGGAUGUUCCCAUGCUGUCAAGCGGUCGCUGCUACAGCAGAUGGUGUAACAGGUUUAAAAAAAAAAAAAUCAAAGAUGAGCUGUUGCAUAAUUGUGUGGACAACACAUCAGCAAACUGGGUGGAUUAAAUUGUGCUGUUUGACCAGAGCAGGGGUCAGCCACCCGCGGCUCUUCAGCGCCACCCGAGUGGCUCCCAGCUGGAGCUUUUUAAAAAAGGUAUGAAAAUGGAAAAAGAUGGGGAAAAACAUAUUUUUUGUUUUAAUAUAGUUUCUGUAGGACAAACAUGACACAAACCUUCCUAAUUGUUAGAAAGCCCACUGUUUAAUAUGUUUGUGUUCAUGCUUCACUGAUGAAAGUCCUUGCCGAGCGCUGUUUUGGCCUACUAUUUGCGGCCGUCCAUGAACGCACCGUAGUUGUGUGGCCUGUGACGCAGAUGUUUGUUUACAUCAGGUGUGCCGGUCAAUUGGUAAGGGUGUGUCACUUGAUCGCGAGGCAUUAAAAAAAGUAGACUUAAAAAUUACUGAUCAUCAACUUUCACUACGAUGUCACUUUCGUUACUUGGUUGACAUUCACGGCACUCGAAGAUCUGGCAUGACGACGUUUGGCUGCUGCGAGUUUAGUAUGAAUUAAAAACACGACCGUCAGGAACGCGAUAAACAUUUUUUUUUUUCAAGAGACUCUCUCUACCUGUGUAAAGUUGGCCCCUGCCCCCCGCAAAACUCUGUUGAAAUAGUCUCAUUAGUUUGUGCCAAGUUUGUGCUGGUUUGUGCAUUUGAAAUGGUCGUUUGUGCUGCUUUAGUUUCCGAGUUAUUAAAGAUUAUCUUAUAGGUCAAUAAAAGUCACCCAGUCCCCCCGUUCUCCAAAUGAAGUCCAAAUUAAGCCAAAAUAGUUUCAUUCGUUUGUGCUGCAAAAAUGUUUUGUCUUGCUAUUAUAGUUUAUAAGUUAUUAACGUUUUAUGUAAUUAAGUUGUUGUUACAUGUAAACAGUUCUGAACUAUGUCAAAACUUCCCCAAUUGUGUGUGCUGGUUUGUGCAGUUGAAAUGGUUGUUUGUGCUGCUCAUGUUUUUUGAGUUAUUAAAUAUUUUUUUAUAGGUCAAACCAAGGUAACCAGCCCCCCACUUCCUCCAAAUGAAACCAGGAUAGUCCCAUUCGUUUGUGCUGCGUUUGUGCAGCAAAAAUUAUUGAUUGGGGGUGCUUUCGUUUUCGAGAUAUUAACGUCUAAAAGUUCCGGAAGUGACAUCAUCGUGAACCUGACCCCUUGGGGUUAUUCAAACUUGGCCAAAAUAAUCUCAAAUUAAGCCAAAAUAGUCUCAUUUGUUUGUGCUACGUUUGUGAAGUUGAAAUGAUUGAUUGUGCUGCUACAGUUUAUGAAAUUUUAACUAUUUAGGAAGUGACGUCAUCGACGAACCAGGAUUAUCCAUUUUCGAACAAAACUAAUUUGUUGUGUAAAUAAUGACACAACGGUCUCAAUUGUUUGUGGUAUGUUUGUGCACUCGAAAUCAUCAAUUUUGCUGCUUUACUUUAUGAAUUAUUAACAUUGACAAUUUAGGAUGUGACGUCACGAGCGCGCCAGAAUUCUAGGUUUUCGACCAAAACAGUUUUAUUUGUGGUCCAAACAAUAACAAAACAGUCCCAUUUGUUUGUGCCAUAUUUUUGUUGCUGUGUGCCAUUGAAACUAUCGAUUAUGUUGCUAUAAUUUAUGAGUUAUUACGUUUCAAAUAAGCAUCAUGAAUUACGCUUCACUGCCUGUAGGGGUCGGUAGACAGACUGGUACACCUCUGGAAUUGAAAGUUGUAACGCAGCUUUUGCAAGUUUUACUUUUCCAGCUCUGUAAAUACGACCCUCAAAAUAACACCUUUGGCCAAUGUAAGCAUGUUUAAACACUUAAAUUGUAUACAAAGCUGAAUGCACACUGGUAAUGCAGAAAUGCAAGGUAAUUCGUCUCAACUUAACUCCAUCCCAUCCAUUUUCUACCGCUUGUCCCUUUUGGGAUCGCGGGGGGUGCUGGAGCCUAUCUCAGCUGCAUUCGGGCGGAGGGCGGGGUACACCCCGGACAAGUCGCCACCUCAUCACAGGGCCAACACAGAUAGACAGACAACAUUCACACUCACAUUCACACACCACGGCCAAUUUAGUGUUGCCAAUCAACCUAUCCCCAGGUGCAUGGUUUUGGAGGUGGGAGGAAGCCGGAGUACCCAUAGGGAACCCACGCGGUCACGGGGAGAACAUGCAAACUCCACACAGAAAGAUUGAACUCAGGACUACUCAGGACGUUCGUACUGUGAGGCACAUAUGCACUAACCCCUGUGCCACCAUACAAAUUAACUCAACAGACCUAAAUACAAGUUAAUUUGCAAAGAAAUUAAAAUGGGUUAUGCAUGUAAUGUAGUAUGUAAGUGUUUUCCAACUUGCAUUGCAUUUGCAUUUACUGUAAGGUUUGCAGAUACCUAUAUCACUUUUCUAAUGAUUUGAUCAAGGCCCCAUGUUGGGUCGUAAAAUAUAUUGCAGAAAUAAAGUAAUUAAUGCUAAUUGUAUGUACCGUAUUUUUCCGACUAUAAGGCGCACUUAUAAUCCUUUCAAUCUCUCAAAACUCGACAGUGCACCUUGUAACCCUUUGCGCCUAAUAUACGGAAUAAUUUUGGUUGUGCUUACCAAUCUCGAAGCUAUUUUAUUUGGUACAUGAUGUAAUGAUGAGUGUGACCAGUAGAUGGCAGUCACACAUAAGAGAUUCGUGUAGACUGCGAUAUGACUCAAGUAAACAACACCAAAAUGUUAUAUGUUCCAUUGAAAAUGUCAGAGUUUGUUGGUGACGAACCCCAAGAUGCAGAGAAAGCGGAAGGCAUUGUGCGGGAAAACAUGAUUUAAUGUCCAAAAGUAAAAAUAAAGAAAACAAACCAGGAACUAGGAGGACAAACUGGAAACAGGGAUCCAGCAAACAGGGACUAGGAACAAAAAGACAGUAAGUUACAAACAGCUACAGAAUAUAGCUUACCGCUACUGCAUACAGCUACACUGACAUCGACACGACAGGUAGGAACGACAAGUAUUCAUGACAGGUAGUAGUGACAAUGACAAUGACAAUAAUCCAGCACUGACUGGAGGGGAAGGCAGGUUUAAAUAGCAGCUGGCUGAUUGACACAAGGUGUGGCCAGGUGCCAAUCAGCCGCAGCUGAAGGGAAGCAGCACUCAGGGAGACAAUGAGGAAAUAACCAAAAUAAGAGCGUUGACAGGAAAUGACAGAGGAAAAACUCAAACUUGACCAAACUGUCAGGGACAAGCCUGACAGAAAAUAUAGAACAUUACACAAGGCACUCAAAAAUCUAUCAAAAUGUUUUAGUAUGACUUUGGUAAGCUAUGAAGCCGCACCGCUUGAUGGAUUGUACUGUGCUUCAACAUACAAGUAUUAUUAUGAUGUGUGUACAUGGUUAAACAUAUUAUCUGGUGUUUUGUUUCGCAAUGUUAUGCAAAAGCAACUUUUCUUACCUUCUGGUACCUGCUGAUCUGUUUUUGGGAUCUGCAUCAUUCCUGAAAAUUUGCACGCAUCCGCCUUUGUAGACCGUAGUCCAGUGGUCCCCAACCACCGAUUGGUACCGGGCCGCACAAGAAAGAAAAAAAAAGAAAAAAUUUUUUUUUUUUAAUAAAUCAACAUAAAAACACAAUAUAUACACUAUAUAUCAAUGUAUAUCAAUACAGUCUGCAGGGAUGCAGUCCAUAAGCACACAUGAUUGUAUUUCUUUAUAACCCCCCCACCUUAUAAUCCGGUGCGCCCUAUGGUCUGGAAAAUACGGUAUUUCUUCUUAAAACGAGAUCAGCAGGAGACAGGGUUUUCAUCUUUUCAGUUCUCUGCACAUCAAAAGAGGCCAUACUCCAAAAUGGCAACAUAACCACUCCAAAUUCCACUAUACGGACAGUGCUUAGUGAGCAGUUGGAAUAGUGCAUUGCUGCGAACGCCCUGUAUACUUUUCUUAAAUUAAACAGACACAACAUUUUGUCAGCAAUAGGCUUUAGUCAUCACACAAAUGAUCCUGCAACUACUGAUGACACGGAUUCUUCAGCUUCACCUUCUGACGGACCAAAUCAUCAAGCCUUUCAUCUUGAUGUUCCUUUUGAAAAUGGGUCCGAUUCAUUUCAGAAAAGGUUGAAUACAAAGAUGAAGUGAAUUAAUGAACUCAUUAUGUUCUACAUAUGGUGAAUGUUUAUAGUCAACUUGGAGAAUUGCGAACCACCAGGUUUAAGUAAAUAGUCUUUGAGCCCAUAAUACAAUAAGAAGCCUUAUUUGGAUAUCUGCAUGUGGACAAUGUGACACAAGAAGAAGCAAUAAAACCAGGCUUCGGAAUGCAAAAAUUAUAGCUCUAUCAUGGAGGAGAGUUUCUAUGUUUAUCUUAACGGUAACCUACAAGUUAUGGUAAUACAUCUUGUCUUCUCAGUCACUUACACACGAACAUCUCCUUACAUGGUCAGGUUGUACUCUCCUGAAUUAACACACACCCAGACAGAGAAAGAAGGAAUAUAAGACAGUGGUUUGGCUCCUCCAAGUUAGGAGUGCCUCAUUUUUUUGGACUUGACCUCCUCCAGGUACUGCAGUCCUGUAUAAUGAUGCUCGCUUGUAAUAAACCAACUUUUUGAUCAGCAAAAUGUCCCGACGUCUCUUUUGAUGCAGCCGCACUGACGUAUCGCCCUUCUGCCCGGGAGGAAGUGACAAGACCAGAAAUACAGUAACAGUACUAAGCAAAAAAGGGAAUAUACAAUUUUGAAGCCUGGCACCUGGACUCAUGUUAUUAAUGAGCACAACUGCAAGGCAGUGAAGAGUUUCUGUACAUUUGUUUUUAAAAGAGCCAAGGUCUUGAAAUGACAUUAACAUGAAUGUGUCACGGUCAUGUCCAUUUAACAUGUGACAGAUAGCCUGAAACUAACAGCCCAAUGGCGUUUAAAUGCUGCACACUGGCUGUUCAAAGCGUUUUUGUCUGGAGACUUGCGUGUGCAGGUAUCCACAGAACUGUGCGAGGGCAGGAUGCAACCAAUGUCUGGAGGGCAUCCAGGCACACACGCUUAUAGACUUUGGAGAUCCAGAGCCAACUCAUCUGCCCAAUUUUGCCACCCUGCACAAAGCCAAACAAGAAAGGAAUGACUUGGAAUUAGGUGACAAAAAUCGUAUUUAUUCCUUGCAGCUGUUAAAAUACGAUUCACCUCACAGUGGUAGCAUCAGAGACAUUGGAUGGACACAUUUUUC
Nerophis lumbriciformis (worm pipefish) is the source of this 9005-nucleotide messenger RNA. RefSeq names its product lysosomal protein transmembrane 4 beta (gene laptm4b). Gene Ontology annotation, cellular component: lysosomal membrane. NCBI's taxonomy places the organism in Eukaryota, Metazoa, Chordata, Actinopteri, Syngnathiformes, Syngnathidae. The record is from RefSeq and is a predicted model, not a curated record.